AUGGCGACUCCCAAGAGUGCAUAUUCUCUGUCCUCCAGGAUCAAGGUCAAGCCUCCUGCCUACGUCUUUGCCACGUGCAUAAUCGACAGCGCUCAAAUGUACCACAAUGAGAGAGAAGUUGGCCGCGCCAUCCUCCGUUUCCUCGAAGCCGAGAAGAACAAGCCCAACGGCGUCAAGCGGGAGGACAUCUUCUUUACUUCAAAGCUGGCCUCGAACAUCAGUUACGACGCUACACGGCGGUCCAUCAAGGAGUCGAUUCGUGCCUCGGGGCUAGGCUACAUCGAUCUGUUCCUCAUUCAUGCGCCGUACGGCGGCAAGGCCAAACGGCUAGAAUGCUGGCGUGCGAUUGAGGAUGCGAUCGCGGACAACGAGAUCCGCACGGGCGGGGUGAGCAACUACGGGGUCAAACACCUGAAGGAGUUGCUCGCGUCGAACCCGCGCAUUCGCCCAGCCGUCAACCAGAUCGAGGUGCACCCAUUCAACACUCGCUCCGAGAUCACGUCGUUCUGUCAAGAGAAUGGGAUCGUGGUCCAGGCCUACGCUCCGCUGGCGCGUGCCUAUCGCAUGCGCCAUCCGACCAUCGUCUCGCUGUCGCAGAAGUAUGGGUGCACGCCGGCGCAACUCAUGGUGCGAUGGAGCCUGCAGCACGGUUACGUGCCGCUGCCGAAGAGCGUCUCGAAGGAGCGGAUCAUCUCGAACGGGCAGAUCGAGGGGUUCGAGAUUAGCGCGGAGGACAUGAAGACGAUGGACGGGUUGGACGAAUAUUUGGUUACUGACUGGGAUCCUGUAGAUGCCCCUUGA
Molecule: messenger RNA, 801 nt
Organism: Rasamsonia emersonii CBS 393.64
Lineage: Eukaryota; Fungi; Ascomycota; Eurotiomycetes; Eurotiales; Trichocomaceae
Product: Aldo-keto reductase
Exons: 3
Coding region: 1-801 (266 amino acids)
Molecular function (GO): oxidoreductase activity
Source: RefSeq, a predicted model, not a curated record